Molecule: messenger RNA, 1332 nt
Organism: Mycosarcoma maydis (corn smut)
Lineage: Eukaryota; Fungi; Basidiomycota; Ustilaginomycetes; Ustilaginales
Exons: 1
Coding region: 1-1332 (443 amino acids)
Molecular function (GO): hydrolase activity
Source: RefSeq, a predicted model, not a curated record
AUGGCAGCUCGCGACUGCAACGCAUCCCGAGAUGUGGAGCAGCGCCAUGUCACAUCACACAUAGUCGCGCUGGCGAUCCACGGUGGAGCUGGAGGCACGACCACACCGAACAUGCCUGCCGACCUCAUCGCUGCUUACCGUCAACGACUGCGCACCGUUCUCUCGACCACCUACGAGCACCGCCAUCCGACGUCGCUCGAAGCGGUCUGUGAUGCAGUCUCGCAGCUCGAGGAUUCGCCUCUCUUCAACGCCGCCAAAGGCGCCGUAUUCGACCUAGCUGGACACACGGUAUGCGAGAGCUCGUUGAUGACCACACAACCCGGUUUUCACUCCAACACGGUCGCAGUAACAGGCGUGCGCAGGACCAAAAAUCCGAUCUUGCUGUCCAAGGUGUUGCUCGAAAACAACACGCUGCUCGGAGGGCACGCCUUCUACUCGGGAGAAUCAGCAGAGAAGGCAGGUUGGCACCUUGGCACCCAACGCGUCAGCACAGGCUACUAUUGGACCAAGAGAAGAUGGCUCGAGCACAAAAGAGCACUUGAUCCCAAGCUUGACAAGCUUGCCGAACUCGUCGCUCAUCAUACGCAGAGCUUCCACGACAACGAUGACAUGGACCGUCAAGAUGUGCAGCACAAUCCGCCAGCUUACUCGCACUCGACAGCCGCAAUUCAAGCCAAUAUUCCGUCCGAAGCCGAGUCUGAGCCCGAACUCGAAUCCGAACCCGAGCACCAAGACCAGUCCAUCUUUGACCGCUACGCGCAUCUCACCGACUUGCUCCCACAAGGCACCGUUGGAGCGGUUGCCCUCGAUUCCAACGGUCAUCUUUCCGUUGCUACCUCGACGGGUGGCAAGACGAACAAGUAUCCGGGACGUAUUGGUGAUACGCCCUCGGUUGGAUCCGGGUUCUGGGCCGAUUGCUGGUCCACUUCACGUGCCCACCCUCGCCGCAGAUGUAGCACAGCGCCACUUUUGCAACGUCUGCUGCGCUGCAUUUUGCCAAAUUCUAACAGCUCGGCUGACAAUGGGCUGCGGGGAAUCGCAAUCUCAGGUACAGGUGAUGGCGAUUUCUUCCUUCGCACCAACUUUGCUUCUUCGCUAGCACAUCGCAUCAAGUACGCCGACGUGCCAUUCGACCAAGCUAUCGAAACAGCCAUGGACGAGCUUGUCCACCUCUAUGGCUCCGAACAGGGCGUGGGAGGUGCCAUCUUACUAGACCGUCAGGGCAACGCAUACUUUCCCUUGGCGGCCAGCACAAUGAAUCGAGGUCUUAUCUCGAAGAGCACCGCCUUUCAGCCAAAAGUGGCCAUCUUCGAUCACGAGCAUCUCGCAUAG